AUGACUGAACAACGAGUUACACUGAGCGACAGAAGCGAGUUGGCGUACAACGUAUUUAAUGACAGCGCAAACAAGGUCCCACUCGUUAUGAUCCACGGCAUGACCGGGAUAAAGAAUGAUUGGACCGGCACAGCGGUAGAAAUGGCUAGGAUGGCCAACAGGACUAUAGUGACACCUGACAACCGCAAUAUGGGCAAUAGCAAAGGGGAUGUUAAAGGGAUGACUAUCGAUGUCAUGGCCAACGACAUGAUUGAGCUUGUCGAAAGGCUGGGAUAUGAAACAGUGAACUUGCUAGGAUUCUCAAUGGGAGGUAUGAUUGCCCAGUAUAUACUUUUCAACACCACCCGUAAAUUCCAUGUAAACAAGGUAAUCCUUGCAGCCAGCUCUAUACGAUUCCCGCCAACAAAAGUCCUGCCUAACAGCAUUGAAACAUUCCAGUCAUUCGUAGCUGCUGGAUUUGACCCGGAGUGGAGGGAUAGCCAUCCAAAUGAAUUGAAUGAGUUUCUUGAGUCUUUCAAUCAUCCUCAAAGACCAUUGGAAACUAUGCAAGCCCAAGCUAGGGCGAUAGGUGGGCAAGAUACAACAGAAAAGCUGAAAAUAGGUGAUUGGACUGAUUUAAUAUAUGUUUUGCACGGAAAGAGGGAUGAGCUACUGACAUUUGCCUUGGCUGAGCAUGCGCUUUUGACGGUGAAGGGGAGUAAGCUGAUUAAUCUCCAUUCGCUGGAGUUUGGCCAUUUCUUCAUCAUGUAUUUUAUGCCGAAAGACUGGUCUGAUGGUGUUGAGGAGUGUUUAGGCGAGUAA
Wallemia ichthyophaga EXF-994 is the source of this 801-nucleotide messenger RNA. RefSeq names its product Abhydrolase domain-containing protein 11. Bases 1 to 801 code for a protein of 266 amino acids. The transcript has 2 exons. The record is from RefSeq and is a predicted model, not a curated record. Lineage: Eukaryota; Fungi; Basidiomycota; Wallemiomycetes; Wallemiales; Wallemiaceae.